AUGGGGGGCAAUGGUGGUGGUGGUGGUGGUGGAUCACCAUGUGGGGCAUGCAAGUUCUUGAGGAGGAAAUGUGUGAAAGGGUGUGUGUUUGCACCGUACUUUAAGUCAGACGACGGAGGUACGGCGGAGUUUGAGGCGGUGCACAGGGUGUUCGGAGCCAGGAACGCCGCCAAGCUCCUCCUGAUAACGCCGGCGAACAGGCGGCUAGACGCCGUCGUUUCACUGUGUUAUGAAGCUGUCUCUAGAGUCAAAGACCCUGUGUAUGGCUGUGUGGCCCAAGUCUUCAACCUCCAGCAACAGAUCGAUAAUUUACAGGCGGAGUUAGCAUACGUCCAAACUCGUGUUUCUAUCAUGAAACACAGUACUUCAUGUCAAUCAUCCAAAAACCAUUCACCGUCGUCAUUUGGUUCUACGGUGCCUUCGCUUGAAACACCAGGCUUUUCCAACGACGACUCUGCCUCGUUAGACGAGGCAUUGUUUAAAGACAUCGAUGGUCUUGAGAUGUUAGCUCGAGAGCUCUUGAACAAGUACCUGCCGGGGUCGAAGAUUUAG
This is a messenger RNA of Cynara cardunculus var. scolymus (artichoke), 552 nucleotides long. RefSeq names its product LOB domain-containing protein 19-like. The transcript is spliced from 2 exons. The record is from RefSeq and is a predicted model, not a curated record. Lineage: Eukaryota; Viridiplantae; Streptophyta; Magnoliopsida; Asterales; Asteraceae. The coding region runs from base 1 to 552 and encodes 183 amino acids. Gene Ontology annotation, cellular component: nucleus. Gene Ontology annotation, biological process: hormone-mediated signaling pathway; positive regulation of DNA-templated transcription.